AUGUCGCGCUCUACUUCAGUGAAUCGGAACCUGUCCGCGACAGAAGAGCUCGAAAAACUCGAGCAAUCCAUUACUCUCACCCUGCAGGAGAUUGAUCAGAACUUUAGCAAAGCCCACCGUAUAGUAACAACGAGUAUCCUCCCCCUCGUCGAGCAAUAUGGCGAGCACUCGCGUGCUGUGUGGGAUGCCUCAAAGUUUUGGAAACAAUUCUUCGAAGCCUCCGCAAACGUCUCCCUCUCCGGCUACGAAGAGCUAAACAACGACGAAACAACCAUCGAAGAAAGCACAGCCCAACAUGACUCCACAAUGAACACCACCACUACCACCGCCUCGGACGUCACCGCCACGCCCGCCGACCGUACCUACAACAACGAAGACUCCCUCCUCGAUGACGCCGAGCUCUCCGGCAGCACGCCGCGCCCCCCCUCUACCAAAACGAUCAAGACGCAAUUCGCCGACCUACGCUCCCCCUACGAGAUUAUGCGCCGCGAGAUGCGCGACGAAGAAGAGGCCACCGAAGUUCUUGAGAGCGAACAAGGAGACGACGAAGACGGAGAAGAGGAUAAUUCCACGCUACUGUUCCAGCAGAGGACGGCGAGGUUACCCGAUAUGUCCAUGACGCCGAGGUCCUCGCUGCCGCCGCAGCGCAAGGACAUCGACCAAGGAAAAGACCCCGUCUUCCAUCGCAUGCUGGACAAGACGUACAGGCUAAAGUCCACGCCGCAUAAGAACGCGCCGCCGCUCUCGGCGCAGAAGCACCGUGCGCAGUCGGCCUGGCAUGAUUCGCCCAUGUCUUCGCCGGAGAUUGCCAUGCCGAAGCUGAGGAGCGAGGCGUUCAUGUCUCCGUACAAGGGCAUGGUGGCGAGGCAGCGUCUCGAGGCGGCGGCGGCGGGGCCGAGGACGCCGGGCGUGAGUGUUCAGACGCCGACGGCAAGGAAGACGAGGGAUGUGUUGGGUACUAGGGAUAGUUUUGCGGAAGAGAAGAGGCCCAAGUAUGAGAUUGAUUGGGAGAGUGAUAGCGAUGAUGGAGUUGGGGGGAUAAGUCCUCCGAAGACUAUACAGUUUGCGCUCCCGCCUUCAAAGCUACUCCAAACUCCAGCGCGCGAGGCGAGCAAGCGGAUUGUCGAUGACAUCCUCUUAACGGCUGGAGCAGCCGAAGGAGACACGGACGAAUACAGCCCUACGAUGGUUAAGAUGAGUAGGGACGUCCUUGACGAUACGUUCUAG
This is a messenger RNA of Scedosporium apiospermum, 1227 nucleotides long. RefSeq names its product DASH complex subunit Ask1. The record is from RefSeq and is a predicted model, not a curated record. The transcript is spliced from 4 exons. Gene Ontology annotation, cellular component: mitotic spindle; mitotic spindle pole body; DASH complex. Bases 1 to 1227 code for a protein of 408 amino acids. NCBI's taxonomy places the organism in Eukaryota, Fungi, Ascomycota, Sordariomycetes, Microascales, Microascaceae. Gene Ontology annotation, biological process: attachment of spindle microtubules to kinetochore.